Phanerochaete carnosa HHB-10118-sp is the source of this 930-nucleotide messenger RNA. RefSeq lists its product as uncharacterized. Lineage: Eukaryota; Fungi; Basidiomycota; Agaricomycetes; Polyporales; Phanerochaetaceae. Gene Ontology annotation, molecular function: FMN binding. The coding region runs from base 302 to 691 and encodes 129 amino acids. The transcript is spliced from 6 exons. The record is from RefSeq and is a predicted model, not a curated record.
CCCCAACCUGCACAAGCCGCUGUUAACUCGUCGACUAUGCAUCUCGUGCAACUCCAAGACAUCGCUCUAAUUAGUCACUUCUAUAUUAUUCACGGCAAGUGGAGUAGAUUUGUGGAAGCGAAGAGCAGCCGAUUGUAAUACGCUAGCUUGUGGCUUUUCGACCCGAGUAGGAAAGAGUAACGAGCGAGGUGCAGACAGGCGGGGGACAGGCUAGACGAAUUGCCCACCAGGCACCGUUUGAGCCUGUCUUGUUGGCUGGACGCGCAGGCGGAGGAGUUCGAGCCUGAGCAUAUUUUCUGCAAUGAAUUAUAGGCCAUGUGGCCUGAUCCCUGGCAACCGGCCACCCACAGCACGCACGUCCGCAUCGCCGAUCAUUGUCACGGCUUCGUUCGAAGGCCAGCCCGCCGAGAACGCUGUACACUUCGUCGAAUUGUUCUCCAACCUGCAAGGCGAGCGACUCUCAGUGGCAUCCUACGCCGUCCUUGGCCGCGGCCGCCGCGAUUGGGUCCUGAAGUAUCAGCGUAUGCCAACAUUGUGCGACGAUCUUCUUGCCGAGCGCGGCGGCGAUGCUGUCUCCGCGCAUUCCGAAUCGUUUGAGAAAUGGGAGACGGUGCUACGAGCUGUACCGAACCCGAAACAGGGUCUGGGGACCGUGACGAUGCUCGAGUGUACAGUUAUUGUGUCACGCUAGGUGCAUCGGGAGGCGUCGUGCAGAGCUUGGCCCUGUGGAGGGCAUGGCGCAUAAGAUGGCGAUCAUCUCGCUAUGAGAGAUCUAGACCUUCGGUCUACUCUGCGACUUUGCCAACAGAUACGUUCUCGCUAGCUUACCUGCCAAUAAUACAAGAGUUAUCCACUGCAUUCUCGCUUGCUUUGGUCUUCUAACUGACCAAGAGCUGCGCAUACGAUAGCGCACCUUUGAGGCGAAAACUG